AUGCAGAAUAUAUUGGUAACAUUUUUGAUGACAUCAAUAAUCAUCAUAACUCUAGAUAAACAAAAAUUGAAAGCAGUAUCAACAUUAUCGUCAUUGCCUUCAACAUUCCAGUACCAAAUUUCAUCAAGCAAAACUCUACCUGAAACAAGUUACCUUGAGGGCAUUCUUCUAACAGACCUGAAUGUUGAAAUGAGCAAAAUAAUUUACAAUAUAUUCUCGGUUAACGUUGCGGUAACUGCGAAUGCACGCAUUCCGGAGACGGUCAAGUGCCUGUACAUCUGUCGGUUAAGAGCAAAUUGCGUGAAAGCUUACAUCAGAAAAACUGGGACUCACUGUCACCUGCUCAUGAAUUCAAUUGGGAAUUCGUACACUUUGAUACAGGAUCAGAAGGAAUAUUUUCAGCUCAAUUCUCACGAUCUGAGGAACUCGGAAGACUUUGUUUGGAUGAACCUGUGGCAUCUCUUUGCCAUUGCAUUGCUUUUAUAA
Helobdella robusta is the source of this 486-nucleotide messenger RNA. RefSeq lists its product as hypothetical. NCBI's taxonomy places the organism in Eukaryota, Metazoa, Annelida, Clitellata, Rhynchobdellida, Glossiphoniidae. The record is from RefSeq and is a predicted model, not a curated record. The transcript has 2 exons. The coding region runs from base 1 to 486 and encodes 161 amino acids.